GUCGAAGACUACUAAAUUGGCGGGAGAGGAAAAGGCGGGACUUAAGCAAAUACCUCUGACGAAUCAGCGCGCUUACAGCUCAGGCCAGGCGGAAGCACAUGCUAACAGCGGAAGAAAAGGAAAAAAUGGCAGCCACGCUCGCGGCACCCGUCGCCCACGCGGACCACGAGGCUGACCGCUGUACGAGCGAGGAGGAGAAUCGUGCGGCCGAGGCGCUGGAGGAAGGCGUUCAGCAGCAGGCGACGGGCCCCGCGGCAGCCGUGGGCCACAACCGGCUGUCCAAGCUACCGCUUACCCGCAUCAAGGCCUUGAUGAAGACUGACCCAGACGUGUCCCUCGCCAGCCAAGAAUCUGUCUUCAUCAUCGCUAAAGCCACGGAGUUGUUUGUUGAGAUGAUCGCAAAAGACGCUAUGGUAUAUGCUCAGCAAGGCAAAAGAAAGACAUUGCAAAGAAAAGACCUGGACAACGCAAUCGAGGCCAUAGACGAAUUUGCAUUUUUAGAAGGCACGUUAGAUUAAAUGGUUCCUCAGGAGAUGGAAGCACCAAAUUGAAACCAUCCAAUAAACUGUUUUUAUUUUUA
Hippocampus comes (tiger tail seahorse) is the source of this 580-nucleotide messenger RNA. It is a transcript of the gene pole4, whose product is annotated as polymerase (DNA-directed), epsilon 4, accessory subunit. The transcript has 5 exons. Gene Ontology annotation, molecular function: protein heterodimerization activity. Gene Ontology annotation, cellular component: epsilon DNA polymerase complex; nucleus. The record is from RefSeq and is a predicted model, not a curated record. The coding region runs from base 99 to 518 and encodes 139 amino acids. Gene Ontology annotation, biological process: DNA-templated DNA replication. Lineage: Eukaryota; Metazoa; Chordata; Actinopteri; Syngnathiformes; Syngnathidae.